UGUGUGUGUGUGUGUGUGUGUGAGUGUGAGAGAAGGGGGAGAAGAAUGGGGGAUUCUAGCUUGUCAUUGUAUGAGACCUUGACAUAUGCUGUUGGAGUAGCUGGUAAUCUCUUUUCUCUAUCUCUUAUCACUGGCCAACUUUUUCGAAGAAUUUGUCAGAACAAAUCAACUGAGCAAUUUUCAGGGCUGCCGUAUGUGUAUUCUCUCUUGAAUUGCCUCAUUGUGUUAUGGUAUGGACUUCCUUGGGUAUCACAAGGUGUUAUCUUGGUUGUGACAGUUAAUUCAGUCGGGGCUUUAUUUCACUUAUCCUAUUCGACAACCUUCAUUGUGUUUUCAGAGAAUUCAAAGAGGUUCAAGAUGGUUGGGUUGCUGUUAGCAGUUUUCUGCAUCUUUGCACUGAUCAUUUAUGUCAGUCUUGAGUUUUUCCGUGGACCUGAAAGGCAGAACUUUGUUGGAUAUCUGAGUAUUGCUUCUCUGAUCUCCAUGUGUGCUUCCCCGUUAUUCAUAAUUAAAUUGGUUAUUCGGACGAAAAGUGUGGAGUUCAUGCCUUUUUAUUUAUCACUUGCAACCUUCUUGAUGAGCAUUUCAUUCUUUACAUAUGGGAUGCUCCUACACGACUUCUUCAUAUAUUUGCCAAAUGGCGUUGGAGCAGUGCUCGGUCUGGUGCAAUUGUUGCUAUAUGCCUACUACAGCCGGAGAUCAAGUGACAUUUCUAGACUUCCACUGCUAGUUUCCAAUUGAUGAUGUUGACAAUGAAAAGGUCAUUUAUUUAUGUUCCUGUUGUUUAUCUGUUUUCUUGGUGAGUGAAAACAUCUUUGUGAAAUUGUGCUCGGCUGAUUCAUUGAUCUUGUUGAUAUCAUGUAAGUUAUCACGUUUGUAGGCAAAAUGCUUCUUAUCAAAUAUCCUUGCUUAAACUGAAUUUCUUCUAUCUUAAUGCUCAUUUUAUCGA
This is a messenger RNA of Dioscorea cayenensis subsp. rotundata (Guinea yam), 949 nucleotides long. Its product is annotated as bidirectional sugar transporter SWEET2a-like. Gene Ontology annotation, molecular function: sugar transmembrane transporter activity. Bases 46 to 741 code for a protein of 231 amino acids. NCBI's taxonomy places the organism in Eukaryota, Viridiplantae, Streptophyta, Magnoliopsida, Dioscoreales, Dioscoreaceae. Gene Ontology annotation, biological process: carbohydrate transport. Gene Ontology annotation, cellular component: membrane. The record is from RefSeq and is a predicted model, not a curated record. The transcript has 5 exons.